Messenger RNA from Penaeus monodon (black tiger shrimp), 3458 nucleotides. RefSeq lists its product as uncharacterized. The record is from RefSeq and is a predicted model, not a curated record. NCBI's taxonomy places the organism in Eukaryota, Metazoa, Arthropoda, Malacostraca, Decapoda, Penaeidae. Gene Ontology annotation, biological process: regulation of DNA-templated transcription. Gene Ontology annotation, molecular function: sequence-specific DNA binding.
GGAUAUGCGUUUUGGUUGAUGAAGGGAGGGUGGGAAGCGAAACGGUCGGAUUUUCUUUCCUUUGCCUCAUUUUCCUCUCUUUCUUUUUCUUUUUUUCCCACUCUUUUACCCCCCUUUUCCUCUUUCUUUCUUUUUCUUUUUUUCCCACUUUUACCCCCCCCUUUUCCCCUUUUUUUCCCCUUUUCCCCCUAUUCAGAUAACGUUCCAGGAUAAGGGAGUGUUCACAGGGGGUCGACGAGGCGAAGGAACAGCUGGUGUGAGGAUCAAGUGAUCUGAAGGAAAGGAUGAUGCUGAGAGCUCUACGGAGGAACAGUGGUGGGCCGGCUAGGCAUCUGGUAGGUGUGUGGUAGGAGGCCAGUGGUGCGGUGAGGUCAAGGAAGAUGAGGUUGUGAUGGAGAGAGACCAGAGCUGAGGGUCCCUGGCGUUGGAGAGAACCGCUUGUUUCGGAGGGAGGAGGAGGUAUGGUGGACUUUUGAGGAAGAACCGACGUCGAAGAAGGACCAGAACUGAAGGACCAAGCAUGCAAAUGGUCCAAACUUGAGGAGCCAGCGACGGAGAAGGGCCAGAACUGAAGGGCCAGUGGCGUUGGAGAAGCCCUUGUUUUGGUGGAGGAGGGAAAUUGAUGUCGGUGGUGGCGGUGGUGUGGUGGACGUGGUGGAAGACGGUGUGGUAGCGGUGGUGGCGAGAGUGAAGCGCUCAGUUCACAUUCAGGCUGUGGCCGGGACGGACACGAAGAGGCCGGGGCGAGAUUGCAUUGCCAGACGUUGCAAGAUCGCUCGCACUCCACGAUGACUGACCACGAGUUCGAGCGCGCCGAGAAGGGCAAGCGACGUCAGCAUUGCACGUAUUGCAAGAACCACGGGCGGACGGAGAGGAAGACGAACCACAAGUGCCAGUUCGAGACGUGCGAGUGCCUCCUUUGCAAACUCACGAGACUCUCGCGGCUGAUCAUGAGGCACCAGCAGCGUCUCUGGCGGCACCUGAAGGACACGAAGAGGAGGGAGGACGAGCUCGUACACCGCAAAAAAAUCGAGAAAAAAAACACAGCCUCCCCUCUUGUAGAAGGUUUUACAUUGGGCCGGAAAAUGAAAAGCGCGGCCCCCAAAAAAACCCCUUUUUCCCCCCCCCAAAUUGCGCCCUCUGCUGCCCCACUCGCAAAGGGGGGUAUCUGCGGCAUCAAAGGUGUUGGGGUCUGGUCUCAAGUCACAACCCAGCAGCGCGACGAGGCUUACGACUACGUAACACAGGCCACGGCCGAGUUAGCACAGCUGAGCAUGAACAACCAAGUCUCCUCCUCAGGGGCCGCUCUUCCUCUUCUCCCGUACGUCCUCUUGUGCUGUGUCUUCCCCCGCUAUUACCACGGUUCCCUCCACUUCUUCUUCCUCCUCUUCGUCCUCCCCUUCUUCCUCCUCUUUCUCAGACGCCCCCUCUUAUACUUUAGCGCCCUCUCUGAAGCCAUCUUCUUCUUCGUACCCCACCUCGUCCUAUACUUCCCCCUCGACCCCCAUCUCCCACCCCCCCUCCCCGGCCCUUGCAAGACCCCGACCGUCAUGCCUGAGCCCCCACGUCUGUUCGGCGGUUCAUACACCGACAGUCAAGGCAUCUGCGUAUCAGAUUCCCUCUUCCUCCAGGAACCGCUGAACCCUUCCCCCCCGCUGGCCCUCGCACCCGAAGCCCGCAGGAACAGCUGGACUGUAGUGUCACCGCACAUCAAGGCUUCGAGGGUAAUGGACACCCCCCCACAAGGCCCCGUGGACACCAAAUGCGUAGGGUCACUGGACGCAACCGACUCGGUGAUCUUGGACACUAAGCCGCACGCCCUGGCGAAUACCACUCCCCCCGCCCUUCUGGAGGCAAAGACGGAGAGCCGGAUGGAUUUUCAGAGUCCCGGAUUCAUGGACGCAAAGCUUCCGAGCUCUCCUGGCUCCUUGGCGCCCUACGAUCCUGCGUCCCUGAGAUUAGACCUGGGGACCACCACGGCCUGGAGGAGCCUCAAGCGAGACAGGCACGAGGAGGACGCACCGGGAACCAUCUCCUUCCGGGAGAACAACGACCUCUUCAGGAAUCUCGACUUCAUGAGGAACAGCGACCCCCACCCUCGGCUGGAGGUCGGGCGGGGCGAAGUGGGCCCUCACGAAGCCAUGCCCGGACUGGACUACGCGCCUUGCCAUGGGUCGUCCUCCUCGUCGCCGGGCUUCAGGGCCCCUCACGUCGCGCCUCCGGACUUCGGGAUGACGCUGGCGACGCCGCAAAAGAAGACCCGGCUGGCCUUCGCGCAUGACUGCUUUCCUCCUCGCUUCACCUCCCGGCUGUGGCCUCCCGCGCCCUUCCAAGCGAGGGUCGGAGCCUCGCACGACCUCCACUGCUAUCGGAGAAUGGGCGUCGCCACGACUGACCUCCCGUUGGCAGCGCCUUCGCCGCUCAUGCCCCUUCCGCACCAGCACCAGCUCCUCCGCCCGCAGCCCCUCACGCCCCUGCCGCCCCCUGCUCUGCCCUCCGCCAUGGACUGGGAUCCUGUCAACCUGCCCUACCUGGCUUACUCCCUCCUACAGAGCCGCGGCUACACCACUACCGUGCCCUCGGCUACCUCUUUCACCCUGGGUCGUGUCGCGGCCUUCCUGCACCCAUCUGUACCCUAGCAACGCCCUCCCUGCACCGUCACUGGAAUGUACAGACAUCCACGUACUUACGUUUUACCGCAUCAUCACCCUUCUCGUAGCCCCCUUCCCCAAGCCGUGCCCAGUUUCUUUCCAUAUACUCACUAUACGUACACGGAUCCUGAUCGAUGUCUCCCUGUAGUCAUCCACACCCACUGACUGCCCCUUUUUGCCUUCCUCCGUCCCUCCGUGCUUUCCCUUGCACACUUCCGUGCCCUAGUCGUGCCCCCCGUCGCCCCAGCGUGCCCUGACGAUGCCCUUCCCAUCACCACCGAUCCUCACAUAUCGUCCAAUAGGAAAAUAAGUAUGCGAAGGCAAGUUAGGCUCGUAGUCCCCGCUGAUUACUGGCGGAAAAAAAAACGAAAGUCUGCAUUUUUUAAACUAUCCUUUUAUAUCACAAUGAUCUGUGAUAAGAUGAUCCUCUCGCGCAACCAUUGAAAUAAAUGAAUUCGAGAGAUGUGAUUGUGAUUAACUCUUGAUAUCUAGUUGUAUAAAUUCUAAGCUAACGUGAUUAAUAAGAGAGUGUGGGCAGCUACCGAAUGGAAAUUUGGAUUGUGUGUGUAUAAUUUUUUUUCUUCCUCGUUUCUCAUGUGCUCCACGUAAAAGAGUAAGAAAAUAAAUAAACAUGAAUGGUGGGGCUCCUUUUACACUUUCUCCUCUAUUUUAGAAGAGCGAAUGCUAUUGCGGUAGCGUGCUGUCCUUGAGUUACGUGGGAUCGCUAGAUUCUUGAAUUUUUUUGUCAUACACAUAUUUCAGAAGAUUUUUUGUGUGUUCCACUUAAUAAUAAAGUUGUUAAAUGUU